This is a messenger RNA of Miniopterus natalensis, 1331 nucleotides long. It is a transcript of the gene STAP2, whose product is annotated as signal transducing adaptor family member 2. Lineage: Eukaryota; Metazoa; Chordata; Mammalia; Chiroptera; Miniopteridae. The record is from RefSeq and is a predicted model, not a curated record. Gene Ontology annotation, molecular function: signaling adaptor activity.
AUGGCCUCGGCCCUGAGCCCACCCCGGGUCCCUAAGCCCAAGAAUGCCCUGCCCUCACACUACCAUGAGAGCUUUCUGGAGAAGAAGGGACCCCAUGACAGGGAUUACAAGAAGUUCUGGGCUGGCCUCCAGGGCCUCACUAUCUAUUUCUACAAUAGCAAUCGGGACUACCAGCAUGUGGAGAAGCUAGACCUUGGAGCAUUUGUGAAACUCACAGAUGAAGCUCCCCGAGGGAUUUCCCAUGACCCUGGUACACAUUUCAACCUGGUCGUCCGGAACCAGGAGAUCAAAUUCAAGGUAGAAAGCCUGGAGUCUCGGGAGAUGUGGAAAGGCUUCAUCCUGACAGUGGUGGAGCUCCGUGUCCCGUCCAACUUGACCCUGCUGCCUGGACACCUGUACAUGAUGGCCGAGGCCCUGGCCAAAGAGGAGGCGCGUCGCGCGCUCGAGAUGCCCUCGUGCUUCAUGAAGGUGAGCCGGCUAGAGGCGCAGCUGCUCCUGGAGCGCUACCCCGAAUGCGGGAACUUGCUGCUGCGACCCAGCGGGGACUGCACGGACGGAGCGUCUGUCACGACGCGUCAGACGCUCAACGGGGUACCCGUGGUCCGGCACUACAAGGUGAAGCGCGAGGGCCCGAAGUACGUGAUCGACGUGGAGGAGCCGGUCUCCUGCGACUCACUCCAGGCAGUGGUCAACUAUUUCGUGUUGCAAACCAAGAAGGUGCUGGUGCCUUUCCUACUGGACGAGGACUACGAGAAGGUCCUAGGCUAUGUGCAGGCGGAUAAAGAGAACGGCGAGAGUGUGUGGGUGGCGCCCUCGGUACCCGCGGUCCACUGCCCAGGUCCUGCAUGCCCUGCUGGUGGCCCCAAGCAGCUACCUCCUGUGACCAGCAUGCCUGUGCCCAGCCAGCACAAGCUGCCCCCGCUGCUGAACCCGGAUGAGAACUAUGUGAUCCCCAUUGAAGAUGCCCCAGCUACCGAAUACGAGAACGGGGAUGUGCUUUCCCCUGGUUGGCCAGGGGUCCUGAAGCCCAACAAAUGUCACCCAGCCCCGAAGGGUCAUGCAAAGCUUCCAAAGCCACCCACUCCACCUAAGCCAGAGCCCAAAUGCCUUCCCAGCAGCCUGGCCAGGAAGCUGGCCAUCAGUUCAGCACAGGCUGUCUUCCCCACAACAGGGUUGGCCAAUGUGACGGCAGAGCUGGAAGAGAAACUGCAGAGGCGGCGGGCACUGGAGCACUCAGCUGGGCACGAUGGGGAUUAACGGGCCAGUCUCGGAGCUUGGCACAUCAGUCAGACGGAUCCCUCCUCCCAGAAUUAAAGUUCAAGUGACCCCAA